Dreissena polymorpha is the source of this 444-nucleotide messenger RNA. RefSeq lists its product as uncharacterized. The coding region runs from base 1 to 444 and encodes 147 amino acids. The record is from RefSeq and is a predicted model, not a curated record. NCBI's taxonomy places the organism in Eukaryota, Metazoa, Mollusca, Bivalvia, Myida, Dreissenidae. The transcript has a single exon.
AUGGUAAUGGGUAGAGAAAUUCGACAACCCUCCGAUGUCAUGUUUCGCCACGUCAAGGACACGCACGAAUCCGACUUAAACCCAUCCGAUUAUGUGAAUGGCGUUCGGGAACGGAUGCACAAAGCGCACGAAGUAGCACGAAAGCACCUUGAGGCUGCUGCGAGGCGAAGCAAGGACGUUUAUGAUGCGCGGUUGUCAUUCCACCACUAUGAAGUGGGCGAUGCGGUGUGGUUGCUACAUGAAACCAGAAGGGUCGGCGUUAGUGCCAAGCUUGAGAAAGCCUAUGAUGGCCCGUUCGUCGUUAAGGCUAAAGUGUCGGCAGUUAACUUCGUUAUUCAAAUGGAUAGUAGGGGUUCAGACAAACUCAUACACCACAAUAAACUGAAGCCUUACAGGGGAUCGAAUCUGUCAAAGUGGAUCGUGACAGUUAAGAAUAAGACGUAA